Pongo pygmaeus (Bornean orangutan) is the source of this 743-nucleotide messenger RNA. RefSeq lists its product as uncharacterized. The record is from RefSeq and is a predicted model, not a curated record. Lineage: Eukaryota; Metazoa; Chordata; Mammalia; Primates; Hominidae. Bases 1 to 681 code for a protein of 226 amino acids. The transcript has 3 exons.
AUGGCUUGGGGCUCCGCGACCCUCCUGGAAGCCCAGAGCCUGGGUGGGAUAGCGAGGCUGCGCGCGGCCGGCGCCCCGGGGCUGGUGCGCGGCAGAAUGGGGCCGCGGCGGCGGCAGCAAGGACAUCCCAGCCGCGCGGAUCUGGGGGAGGGGCGGGGAGGGGGUGAGGACCCGGCUGGGAUCCGCGGCUCGGCCCGCCAGGGCGCAGAGAGAGGAUGCAGCCGCAAAUCCCGAGCUGGAUCCUCGUGCCGGACGGAAGGCGUGGAAGCGGGAGGGGCCUUCGUCGCCGGGAAGGGCUGGAGUGCGCGGGGGUGCAGGGAGUCCCUCCCUGGGCGCCGCAACGGCACCUCCUCCCUUUCCCGGCUCCGUCCCGCCCUCCCUCGGCCUCUGCGGACGCGACCCACGCAGACCACAGCCGAGCCCGCCGGACCCCGGGACUACGGAGGCCAUCCCGUCCGGCCACCCACACCCCGCGCCGCGGCUGGGGCUUGGGUUGCGGACUGUGGCGGCGAAGAAGCCGGGUCUGAAGAUCCAACCCACAUAUGGAGAAAGAAGGGAAAAGUCAAGAGAAGAACAUCCAUGAUGACCCAGAGCCCGGGAAUGGGGGACCUGGAGCCUGCCGGAUCCCUGAACUUCCUGUUAUUAAAAAAAGAUAAAAUGUCUCUAUUGUUUAAGUCAUGAUUAGCUGGAUCUUCUUUUACAUUUAACUAAAAGUUUCAAAACUGUAAUCCUCCAAAUAAAAG